UUUCCACAUGUGGUGAUUAUUAAUAAUAUUAUAGGUCGAUGUUUGUUCUUCUAUUAUAACAUCAUACCUCGACCCCCCCCGCCCCCGCCUCGGCCGGGAUAGUUGGUGCGGUCCAAAAGUGCCGCCGAUGGAGUCCGCUCUCGCUGAGCACACGAGGGGAGACUGACAGGUUAGGCGAUGGCUGAUGGUGGCAGCAGCCUGAAGAAUCCCUCCAGAAGGAGGCUGCGGAUCUCACCACAACAGGAUGCAGAAAAGCACAUAAGACUUAAAACUGACAAGGAGGGUCUUAGAGAGGUGUUUGUGAACUCUUUUAAAGGACGAGGUGUUUUCGCUUCCAUACCUUUCAGCAAAGGAGAUUUUGUUGUAGAGUACAGGGGGAAACUUUUUACUCCAGACAGUCGUCCUGUUGCCGAGACCUACAGUGAACGUGCUGCAGCAUAUCUCUUUGAUUUUCAAUGGAAAGGGAAAUCUUGGUGCCUUGAUGCAUCUCUGGAGGACCAGUCACUUGGAAGACUGGUCAAUGAUGAGCACAAAAACCCAAACUGCAAAAUGCGAACAGUUCAACUGGACGGGAUGCCACACCUCUGUCUCUUUGCAGUUCAAGACAUUGUCCCAGGAGAUGAAGUCACAUACGAUUAUGGGCAUUGUGAUUGGCCUUGGCGCAAACAGCACAUUUCCACUUCUCCUGUGGCCACAUCAGUGGAUGAGGAUCCAAACAGCAGCCAUCAGGUGCCGGGUCCUGAGGAACAUGUGGAGCCACUGUCCUCUGAUAUAAAUAAGCACAUUUCCACUUCUCCUGUGGCCACAUCAGUGGAUGAGGAUCCAAACAGCAGCCAUCAGGUGCCGGGUCCUGAGGAACAUGUGGAGCCACUGUCCUCUGAUAUAAAUAAGCACAUUUCCACUUCUCCUGUGGCCACAUCAGUGGAUGAGGAUCCAAACAGCAGCCAUCAGGUGCCGGGUCCUGAGGAACAUGUGGAGCCACUGUCCUCUGAUAUAAAUAAGCACAUUUCCACUUCUCCUGUGGCCACAUCAGUGGAUGAGGAUCCAAACAGCAGCCAUCAGGUGCCGGGUCCUGAGGAACAUGUGGAGCCACUGUCCUCUGAUAUAAAUAAGACAUCAGUGGAUGGCGACCCAAACAGAAGACACCAAUUUCAGGGUCCUGAGGAAGAUGUGAAAACAUUUUACUCUGAUUUAAAUAAGUCAUUUCAAUCCAGGAUUGCUAAGCUGAAACAGCACCAUGACAGAUGCUCUGAACGUUUUGAGGCCUCAGAGGAUGACCGCAAUGCAGCUGACAGACAGCAGACUCUCAUGUUGCAUCAGCGUGUGCUUCUUGAUCAACAGUUAGCACAGCAGGAUAAUAACAAAGAAGAUACCUCAACUCACUCAACAGAUGAGAGCAUUCAUACAAACUACAGUGAUGUUGAAUACAUACCUGACACUCAGGGAAGUGACUCUGAUGACAGCAUCUCUUUAUCUCCUAACAACACACUACAGAGGGCAAGAUUUCCCAAAUUAAGUCCAGCCAAUAAACAAUGCCAAGUCAGCUCAGAGGAAGAAAGCAGCACAGAAGAAGACUAUCCAGUGAGGAAGAAGAGACUGCCAUUUAGCCCUAGAAAAAAGAAAGGAUGGAAAGUCAGACCAGGGAAAAAGAGGAGACUCCCAUUUAGCCCAGGUAACAGACAGAGAAGACCAUUCAGCCCAGUGAAUGAAAACAGCUCCACAGUCAGCCCACAGACAAAGAACAGCAGAGAAGAAGACAGUGCAGUGAGGGCAAAGAGGAGACUGCCAUUCAGCCCAGGGAAAAGUCAGAGAAGACCACUCUACCCAGUGAACGAAAGCAGCUCCACAGUCAGCCCACAGACAAAGAACAGCAGAGAAGAAGACAGUGCAGUGAGGGCAAAGAGGAGACUGCCAUUCAGCCCAGGGAAAAGUCAGAGAAGACCACUCUACCCGGUGAACGAAAGCAGCUCCACAGUCAGCCCACAGACAAAGAACAGCAGAGAAGAAGACAGUGCAGUGAGGGCAAAGAGGAGACUGCCAUUCAGCCCAGGGAAAAGUCAGAGAAGACCACUCUACCCGGUGAAUGAAAGCAGCUCCACAGUCAGCCCACGGACAAAGAACAGCAGAGAAGAAGACAGUGCAGUGAGGGCAAAGAGGAGACUGCCAUUCAGCCCAGGGAAAAGUCAGAGAAGACCACUGCACCCAGUGAAUGAAAGCAGCUCCACAGUCAGCCCAGAGAAAGAAGAAAAAUUGAUUCAAGUGCUGUGUACUGCAAAUACUCAAGUACGUCGAGUGUAUGACAAGAGGAACUAUUGCAUUUAUUGUUCAAAGCCAACAUCAAAACUCGCACGACAUCUUCAGACUGUUCAUCGUAACAAAGCAGAGGUUGCAAAAGCAUUCUACUAUCCGAAAGAUUCCAAAGAGCGUCGAGUUCGGCUGGCCAUUCUAAGGAACAGAGGCAACUUUGCCCACAAUACAGAUGUGGCUAGAAAUGGAACUGGACAUCUUGUUGCACGUUACCGAACAAGAGAGAGCAGACACGGUCAAGAUUUUAUUCACUGUGUUCACUGUCAGGGUCUUUACUCUAAAAAAACUUUGUGGAAACAUAUCAAAAUCUGUCCAGAGAAUACAAGAGAGGACACACCUCAAGCUGGACGAAAAAGAGUUCGAUCCCUGUGUGCUCUUACCACACCAGUUGGUCUCGAGAUUAGUGAGGGCCUACAGAAGAUUCUUACCCACGCAAACUAUGAUGAAGUCUCGCGUGUCGUUCAGAGUGACAAAUGCAUUCUGCAACUUGGACAAUAUAUGUUCAACAAACUGAAAAGCAAAGGGAACAAUAAUGACGACUACAUACGGCAAAAGAUGAGAGAGGUGGGAAGAAUGGUCCUUGAAGCUCAAAAGGUUACAUCGCUGAAGAAGGUGGAGGAAUUCUUUAUUCCUAAAAACUUCCCACAUGUUAUAUCUGCAGUGAAGAGAGCUGCAGGAUAUGACCCCAAUACCAACACAUAUCAAACCCCAUCUUUAGCACUCAAGCUUGGCCACAGCCUUAAGAAAAUGUCCAGUAUUGUCGAGAGCAAUGCUAUGAUGUUUGGAGAUCAUGUCACAGCAGAAUAUGCCAAAAGGUACAGGGCUAUACAUGACAGCAGAUGGGAAGAGUUCAUCUCCUCAGGGGCAUUAAACACUCUGAAGGAGGCCAAAUGGAAUAUGCCACAGGUGUUACCAUUUACCCAAGAUGUGAAGCUGUUGAACUUUCAUAUGGAGAACCAACAAACUGUGCUGGAGAGAAUGCUAAGAAUUUCUCCAACUCCAGAAAACUAUGCUGCCCUGGCUAAGGUGACGCUUGCUUUAGCCAUUACAUUCAACAGGAGAAGAGCAGGAGAGGUUUCACGGAUGUUACUUACCGCCUUUAGGUCCCGGAACAAGUCGAUGUUGCAUGAAGACUUGGCUAUCUGCCUGACUCCAUUUGAGAGGAAGAUGUGUGAGUUUUUCACAAGAGUGGAGAUCCGAGGGAAACGUGGGAGAAUGGUCCCUGUCCUGUUAAAACCAUCCAUGGUGACUGCUAUGGAGCUGCUGGCUGACACACGUGAGAGCUGUGGUGUACCCAGUGAAAAUUUAUUCAUGUUUGCCAGACCAGAGGCUUUGUCAUCCUACAGAGGGGGGGAGUGCCUCCAGAAAUAUGCCAAACUCUGUGGUGCUAAACAUCCGGAAGCAUUGACCUCAACAAAGCUGCGGAAACAUAUUGCAACAAUGUCACAGGUCUUGAACCUGGAGGAAAAUGAGUCUGACCAACUCGCUGACUUCUUAGGCCACGAUAUUCGAGUCCACAGACAGUACUACCGACUGCCCCAAGGAACUCUGCAACUAGCUAGAAUGAGCAAAGUUCUUCUUGCUAUGGAGAGGGGGACUGUGUCACAAUACAAAGGGAUGACACUGGAUGACAUUGAAGUCGACCCUGAAGAGAAAGUACCACACUCCAUUGAAGAGGGGGAUGCUUCAAGUGACGCUUCAAGUGAGGAAGAGGAGUGUACCAGCACUGACAUGGACCACACACCUCCCAGCACAGACAGGACUGCAUCUUCAGAACCACCUCCUGCUGCUACUCCUCCAGUACAAGAACAAGCUGAAAAACGGAGACGCAAAUGGGAUGCAGGAGAAGUAAAUGCUGUUGAGAAACACCUGAUGAAAUUCAUAAGAACUUUCACUGUUCCUGGCAAGCACGACUGCAUGGUUUGUCUUCAAAGUGAAACACAGACACUGAAGGACCGCACGUGGACUGAUGUGAAAAACUAUGUAAGAAACAGAAUCACUGCCCUAAAGAGACAGACGAGCACUUAAAAAAUAUGUAUCUCUUCUGUGCCUUGCCCAUACUGUUGCCCAUACAGAGAUACAGUUCAAGGUAGGCCAAUCCAAGAGGGCAUCAUAAAGGUAAGAUGAGUAAUGUUCCAUUUUACAUCCAGCAGUUAAGGUUAAAAACAGGGUUAAAAAGCAGUUAAAAAGAACAAGAUUUAAAAGUGGUGAAAACCAAAAGAGGUUAAGAACUGGCUAAAAGAAACAAGAAGAAAAUGGCUGAACAGACUGAAGGUUUAAAUAUAGCUAAUGAGAAACAGGAUUUGAAAGUGGUUUACAGAAACAAGGUUUGAAAGAGGUUAAAAAGAAACAAGGUUUAAAAGUGGCUAAACAGAACAAGGUUUAAGAGUGAUUAAACAGAAACAAGGUUUUGAAGAGGAUAAAAGCAAAUGUUUAGAAGUGGUUUCAUAGAGAUAAGGUUUAAAAGAGGUAAAGCAAAAAAGGUAAAAAAGUGGUUAAACUAAGUUUGAAAAUAGUUAAAGAGAUUUAGAAGUGGUCAAACAGGUAAGGAAGUGUUUAAACAGAACAAGGUUUAAGAGUGGUUAAACAUGAACAACGUUUAAGAGUGGUUAAAAAGAGGUAAAGAAGUGUUUAAACAGGAACAAGGUUUAAGAGUGGUUAAAAAGAGGUAAAGAAGUGUUUAAACAGGAACAAGGUUUAAGAGUGGUUAAAAAGAGGUAAAGAAGUGUUUAAACAGGAACAAGGUUUAAGAGUGGUUAAAAAAGGUUAAGAAGUGGUUAAACAGGAACAAGGUUUAAGAGUGGUUAAAAUGCAAGGUUUAAAAGAGGUAAAGCAGAAGCAAGUUUAAUAGUUCUUAAGAAAUAAGUGGUUUAAUAGAAACGGAUGUUAAAAGUGGUUAAACAAUAACAAGGUUUAUCUGUGGUUAAAUGGCAACAAGGUUUCAAGAUGUUUAGGAAAUAUUUAAAUUGGUUAAAUAGAAACAAGAUUUAGAAGUAGUUGCACAGAAACAAUUUUAAAAGUGGACAAACAGAAAAUAAUUUUAUGAUUAUUAAGAAAUUCAAAGUGUUUAAACAGAAACAAGGUUUAAAAGUAUAUAAUAAAUAAUAUCGUACACAUACAUAAACAUUUCUGUAUCUAUAAUAAAGUAUAUGGUACGAGUCCUCAGACACUGGUUCAAGUUUGAGAGCUGGAGAGUCUCUCUCUCAUGUUAUAAUAUUUGUCAUUCAUGUCAAUAAAAGUUCUGUGAGGCUUCAUCAAAUAUCCCUCUCUUAAAACCA
Acanthochromis polyacanthus (spiny chromis) is the source of this 5585-nucleotide messenger RNA. RefSeq lists its product as uncharacterized. The record is from RefSeq and is a predicted model, not a curated record. Gene Ontology annotation, molecular function: protein binding; transcription coactivator activity. Gene Ontology annotation, cellular component: nuclear speck. Bases 178 to 4335 code for a protein of 1385 amino acids. Gene Ontology annotation, biological process: Notch signaling pathway; positive regulation of transcription by RNA polymerase II. NCBI's taxonomy places the organism in Eukaryota, Metazoa, Chordata, Actinopteri, Pomacentridae. The transcript has 13 exons.